AGGAGAGGGGACAGCAGACAGGAGAGGAGACAGGGGUGAGGGGACAGGGAGACGACAGGCCAGCUCUGCCAUGGGCCUGCCCGUGGACCGGGGGAGCCCCUACGUGCGGCCUCGCCACCAUGGCUGCUGGUAUUACCUGCGCUACUUCUUCCUCUUCGUGUCGCUCAUCCAGUUCCUCAUCAUCCUGGGCCUGGUGCUCUUCAUGGUCUAUGGCAACGUACACCUGGGCACCGAGAAGGCCCUGGAGGCCACGGAGCGGCGCGCGCAGAGCCUCCAAGGCCAGGUGCUGGGGCUGUCCGCGUCGUGUGCCAACUUGUCCAAGGAGCUGAACAUCACCGCCCGCGCCAAGGACUCCAUCAUGCAGAUGAUGAUAAGUGCCCGGCGGGACGGGGACCGCAUCAACAUCAGCUAUCGCCAGUGCCAGGCCGACCUGGCAUUGUACCAGAGCAACCAGCACAUCCUGGCCGCCAUCAUCCUGAGUGAGAAGCAGUGCAAAGAGCAGCUCAAGGAGGACAACCGCACUUGUAAUGCUUUGCUCCAGAAGCUGAACCAGAAGGUGCAGGCCCUGGAGAAGGACAUGGAGAAGGGCAAGGCCCAGUGCACCCUGGACAAAGAGAGCCUGGCGCAAAGCCUGCGCUUGGCCGAGGCGCAGGCCGCCGAGUGCGGGCGGGCCCAGGCGCUGCUGCAGCGGGAGCGCACCCUGGCCGACGACCGGCUGCGGAAGGUGCAGGACCUGUGCGCGCCCCUGGACCGGGACUCCCUGGAGAGGCAGUUCCGAGAGCUCUGGAAGGACUCGAUGCUGUCGCGCUCCCUCAGCGACCUGUCCUACCGCCACCUGACCCCGCUGGACCUGGGCUUCCUGCGCACCUGUGAGCAGGUCUCCGACCGCCUCGUCAACAAGGCGGAGGAGGUGGCCAGCAGGCUGCGAGCGGGGAUCGAACGCGUGGCCCGGGAGAACUCGGAGCUGCAGCGCCAGAAGCUGCAGGUGGAGGAGGCGCUGCAGGCCUGCAAGGAGGCGCUCUCCAAGGCCGAGAAGGAGGCCCCGGCCCGGGAGAACCGAGCCCGCUCCGAGUGCGCGCUCCAGACCCAGCUGCAGCUGCGGGACAAGGAGGCGCUGCGCCAGGAGCGCGACGCGCUGGCCCGGGAGCUGGACGCCAGGCGGCAGGAGGUUGAGCAGCUGCGCUCCAAGCUGGACAUCAGCGACAAGGCCCUGGAAACCUGCAUCAGGGCCAAGUCCCAGAUCAUCCCCCAGAAGACUGUGGUGGUGCCGCCUCAGCCGCCAUCCAUCAAGGACAUCAACCCCGCGGCAGUGGAGGAGUUUAAGAAGAAGAUUCUAGAGUCUCAGGGCCUCCAGAGGAGCAACACUGCGCCCGCUUCCAGUGGCUGAGGGGCCUCAAACCACGAGCCCCCCUUCCCCAAUCCCCACCCAGCUCAGACGGCAGAGGGACCUGCUACUCCGUCCACGGUGCUCU
Molecule: messenger RNA, 1472 nt
Organism: Suncus etruscus (white-toothed pygmy shrew)
Lineage: Eukaryota; Metazoa; Chordata; Mammalia; Eulipotyphla; Soricidae
Gene: PLVAP
Product: plasmalemma vesicle associated protein
Exons: 6
Coding region: 71-1387 (438 amino acids)
Biological process (GO): regulation of vascular permeability; positive regulation of cellular extravasation
Cellular component (GO): caveola
Source: RefSeq, a predicted model, not a curated record